UGAAAGCACGCACUUCCAAAUUAUAUUAUAUAUUGUACAAAUUAAUAAUAAAUUGCACUUUCUAAACAUAUACCAUAAGUACCAUAUGACACAUUCAGAUUUUGAACAUAAAAAUUGUGUACAACGUAUUAUGCAUGUGUUAUGAAUAUAUGUAAUAAAGGAAAUAUAUACACAAUAGAUGUCACGACACGCAUGAUAUUCCUAAGCAGAGCCAGUAUGUGUUUAAUAUGCGAUCUUAUAAGACGUAACGAAAACGACAGUAUCAUAACGUACCUAUAUAAGUUGUAUAAUAUAUAAAAAAAAUUUGUAAACCCAAAAAAUACAAUGUUUUUUCUACUGACAAUGGUAUUAAUAUUUUUACUAAAUGAAGCAAACGCCUAUAUCAGACAAGAUACAGAAACAAUAUUGCUGCCGGCGUCGAAUCCGACAGGCGCAAAGGAGAUAUCAUUAACUCUGAAAGUUUUCGGAGAAUUGAUUCACCUAAAUUUGCGUCGAAACGAUCGCAUUGUAUCGCCUGAGUUCGAAGUAUGGAAAAAUAAUAAAAAAAGCGAUACAGAAAAAUUGUUGGAAUUAAACGUAUCAGAUCCUUGUUAUUAUUAUCAUAAAAAUCACAUCAGCUCUGCGAUUAUCAACUUUUGUCAUAAAUAUGGAUGGGAAGGACUCGUUUUUCUGGAAGACGACACAUUAGAGAUUCGGCCUUUGUGGAACGAAUUUACGGCUUUGUGCUUAAUCGACGAUUUCAGAGAACAAACUAAUCUUUCAUUUGGCAAACCUCAUCUUAUUAAAAGGUCACUGCAAUAUUUUGCUGAUUCAAAUUUUUAUCAUUGGGACAAUUCUAAACAUAAGCGACAUCGUGUACGAAAUGCGCAACAAAAGUUAAUCAUAGAACUUGUCAUUUUCUUGGACGCAGCAGCAUAUCAGACGUUCAAGCCUCUUGUAAAGAACGAUAAGCAAAAAAUGAACCAAAUAAUAAAAGCGUAUGUGAAUCGUAUCGAAACUGCGUUCAAUGAUCUGGAUGUUUUAUUCGAUAUUUCGUUAGUUUAUGUAUAUGUUUUGGAAUAUCAACCGCCAGUUUUGCCAGUUUUCGGCGGCGACAUUGAGAAACUGCUCGAUUCGUUCUGCCUAUACGCGAAUGUUCUCAAUCCUCCAGAUGACAGUAAUUCACAUCAUUGGGACAUUGCACUUUAUUUAACCGGAAUAAAUCUUUAUAAAUUUUUGGGCCAUAUAUCAAAUAGAAGAUUGAGGAAAAAUUAUACAGUCACGGGAAAUGCCUACCAGGAUGGCGCAUGCAAACCACUUUUAUCAUGCGCAAUAGUAGAACUCCGCAAUAACUUUGAAACCCAAUCCUCGCGAUAUAUAUCAUCAUCUAUUAAUGCUGCUUUUCAGAUCGGCCAUCUUUUAGGAUUGGCACAAGAUCAAAAUUAUGGAGUUACAAAAAAAUACGACGAUACAUUCAUAAAUUCAGCUGGCCCUACAUUUCACAGCAUGAUAACAUGGUCCGAAGAUAGUCGUAAUAAAAUAAAAAAAGUUUGGGAAAGAAAAAAAUGUCUUCGAGAUGAUACAAAAUCGGACAAAACGGGAGAAAAGUUAAUCAUAGAACUUGCCGUUUUUGUUGACGAAGCUGCAUAUCGUAAGUUUUUGCCUCUUCUGGACAACAAUAAGGAGAAGUUGCACAAUAUGGUAUUAGCAUACGUGAAUCAAAUACAAGCUGUGUUCCAUCAUCCGAGCUUGGGUGUCUCACUCGAUAUUAUGUUGGUACAUUUGUAUAUUAUGAACAAACAGCCGUCAAAUUUGAUAAUUUCUGACGGCGACGUUGACGAAGUGCUCAAUUCGUUUUGCAAAUAUGCAAAUUCUCUCAAUCCUCCUGAUGACAAUGAUCCGGGUCACUGGGACAUUAGUCUUUACCUAACCGGAAUAAAUCUUUAUGAAUAUUUGGGCAGACGGUUGCCCUACAAAAGAGGCCAGACAGUAAACAAUUUCACAACAGGAUUAACUUACAUUGAUGAAGUGUGCAGCCCGCAACAUUCGUGUGCAGUAGUACAGUUCGGUGCUGUAUUUGAAAACUUAACCUCGGGAUUUACAUCAUCACGUUCUGCUCUUCAUUUGAUCGGCCAUCUUAUAGGAUUGGAACUCGAUAGGGAUCCUUUUGAAUCGUAUAAGAAUGCAGGUGAUGUAAAUAUAACUGUAAUGUCACCUGAUCGAUAUUUUUGGGGUUAUGUAACAUGGUCUAAACGUAGUCGUAACAAAAUUGAAAGACUCUGGGAAAAGAAGCCGUGUCUUCGAGAUGAUACAACAUCGGAAAACAUCACUAACGCUUAUGCAUUGGAUCAUUCGCGUUAUCACGAAUUACCCGGAAGAGAAUGGACUGCCAAAGCACAAUGCGAAUUAUAUUUGGGUGACAAGAAUGCGAACGUAGUAACGUUGCAUGAUAUAUGUCAAAUUUUACAAUGCGAGACGCCUCGUAGAGCUUACUUUGCGGGACCAGCGUUGGAGGGAACUUCUUGCGCACUUGGGAAGGAAUGUCGCGGCGGGGAAUGCGUGCCUGUUAUCGAACCGCCGUACAUAUUUAAGUAUUGUGAAGACUAUAACUGGAGCGAAUGGAAAGAGGACUCUUGUAGAAGUAGUUGCUUGGCACAAUCCAAAGGCGUGGUAGUCAAACGACGUUCUUGCAAGCAUGGGACUAACAGAUCAGCGAAUUGCAUAGAACUAUAUUACGACGUGGUUCUGUGCAAUGAUUCUUUACUUUGUACUCAGAAACGCAUGACGAUUGCGGAGUUUACUACCAUAAAAUGUACUGAAUUCAAGGAUAUCAUGUCAGAUCUGCUUUCACAGCCAGGAUAUCAGGGUCAUUAUUACAAUGAUAAACCAUGGAUAGCUUGUACUAUAUUUUGCAAACGAAAAAACUUUUCUUAUUCAGGCGUUGAAAUGAUCGCUAAUGGCGUAAACCCAUACUUUCCAGAUGGAACAUUAUGCCACAAAGAACGUAAUAAGAAUUAUUAUUGUCGUAAGCAUCAUUGUGUACCGGAAAACUAUGAAUUCUGAAAAAAUUACUAAUUAAUUUAUACCUAAACGAGGAUAUGGAAGAAUUCUGAUUGCAAUCCAUGUGUAAUCAAUAAAUACUGUCAGAUAUUUUGUAUAGUUUAUGACAAUUUAUAAAACAUGUAUAGACCUAGAUAAUUUUUAUUUUACACAAGAUGGCUUGCACACUCGACCUAGACAGAUGGAUUGACGAUUGUGUCGGCAUCAGAAACAAAUUUCAUUAUUUAGUAUUAGUAACAGCAAAAAGAAACUUAAAUUUAAAAAGUUGUUAGUUAUUAAUUAACAAGAUUAUGAAAGGAGACAGUUGGAUAAAACAGUUUUAGCAUAUAACUGUGGAGUGACAGUCUUAAGCUGUUUAGAAAAUGUUUUGAGUAAAAUUAAAGACGAUAAUAUAUUGUUAUUUAAAUAAUAUUUUGUUAUUAAUGUUUGUAACUAAGAAACAUAAGAAGCUUCGAUGGAAUAAAAAAAAAUUUUUUUCACGUA
This is a messenger RNA of Linepithema humile (Argentine ant), 3522 nucleotides long. Its product is annotated as A disintegrin and metalloproteinase with thrombospondin motifs 20-like. NCBI's taxonomy places the organism in Eukaryota, Metazoa, Arthropoda, Insecta, Hymenoptera, Formicidae. Gene Ontology annotation, biological process: proteolysis; extracellular matrix organization. Gene Ontology annotation, molecular function: metalloendopeptidase activity. The record is from RefSeq and is a predicted model, not a curated record. Gene Ontology annotation, cellular component: extracellular matrix.